CUCUACUGUUAAGUGGGUUUACCUGGAUGCGAAUCUCUCUUCGAGUUCUCCUCUCCUUUGCCAGACGAGUCCGUACCUCACGCUCGCUUUUCUCCGCCCGGCGGCGACUGCAAAACCAUCACCGCCGGCGAUUAUACAACCAUCACCGGCGGCGGAUCACCACCUGGGCAACAUUCUUUCUUUCUUUCGGCAACCCCAACUCGCCCAUCAAUCAAGCUCAACAGUUGUAUGAUAAUCUAAUGGAUGGACAAGGCUUCUGUUCUUGGAGACGCUAUCAAGUAUUUGAAGCAACUGCAAGAGCGAGUGAAGAUAUUAGAGGAACAGACGGUCAAGAAAAGAGUGGAAUCUGUGGUGUUAGUCAAGAGAUCUCAUAUCUCGGCCGAUGAUGACAAUUCUUCCGAUGAGAAUAACUUGGAUGGGGGUCGCUCCGAUGAUGAGGCGGCACUCCCGGAAAUAGAAGCGAGAGUGUCGGACAAGGACGUGCUCAUAAGAGUUCACUGUGAGAAACAGAAAGGAGUUGUUGCCAAGGCACUGGCCGAGAUAGAGAAACUCCACCUUACUGUUGUCAACACUCAACAGCAGCGUCAUCCCCUUUGGGAAAUCAGCUCUCAAUAUCACCAUAGUUGCUGUGCUGGCGGUGAUGGUUGUGUAGUCGCCGGCGGUGAUGGUUUUACAGCCGCCGUUGGGCGGAGAGGAGCGAGCGUGAGGUUCGGACUCGUUUGGCAGAGGAGAGGAGAGAGAACUCGAAGAGAGACUCGCGUCCAGGUUAAACUCACUAACGGUAGAAACUACUAACGGGGGUUAAAGCCCUUCGCACGUUUCAGAACGUCACACGCUUCGAAGGAUACGCGGCACGUCCUCCGAAUGCACGAAACGAUUCGCGGACCAAAAGAGCCUGCACUGAAGUCGGACUCAUCAAUAAAGAGCCUGGACUGAAGUCGGACUCAUCAAUACCACACAUGCAAUCUGUAAUAAACGUCUAUUUCAUUAUUAAUUAAUAAUGGUCUUCUGAAUAACAAGAGGUCUUUCCUACACAAGAAAAGAAAAAAAAAAGA
Messenger RNA from Nelumbo nucifera (sacred lotus), 1055 nucleotides. RefSeq names its product transcription factor bHLH25-like. The record is from RefSeq and is a predicted model, not a curated record. Lineage: Eukaryota; Viridiplantae; Streptophyta; Magnoliopsida; Proteales; Nelumbonaceae. Gene Ontology annotation, molecular function: protein dimerization activity.